Molecule: messenger RNA, 2547 nt
Organism: Sungouiella intermedia
Lineage: Eukaryota; Fungi; Ascomycota; Pichiomycetes; Serinales; Metschnikowiaceae
Source: the annotation of a GenBank genome assembly
AUGCAAGAACAGAACAUUCUGAUCGACCAAUUGGAGGAUCAGCUCAUUGACCAUCCAGAUGCAUCCACCAGACAACAAUUAAAAGAGUCGUCAUACGAUGAAACAUUCCAGAAGAAACUAAACGAAAGAGCCAACCAACUCUUGUCCGGCAACAAAUGGGGCUCCGGUGACGACAACACCGGCGCAUACCUCCAGUUCUUAGUCACUAAGCCAAUAUUGGAUUACCUGUACUCGGAUUUGGCACCACUACACCAAGAACUCUCUGAAUGGUUCACGUCGUCUGACUAUAGCAUUAUCGGCCUUCGUGAUCUAGCAACUAAGUGCACACUGUUGCCUGAUUCACUACGAGAAUUUGACUUAACAACUCCCUCUGAGGAACUUGAUGCCUUGACUUACGCUGUUUUAGGGUCUUACGGUUCUACUUCGUCUGCUCAAGAUCAACUCGUCAACAUCUCGGAAAACUGCCGCCAUGUCAUCUCCAGUGGCUUGCAUCACACCGCCACAGACCUCUUGAAAAGUUGUUUUCAUCAAUGCAACGUGGCCUUGGAGUCUGGCUCCGUGUCCAUGUUGUCUGGUAGCUUUGCUUCCAAUUACUUCAAGCUUCUAACUGUCGUGUAUUUCUUGACCAACGUGUCGUUGACAUCAAACGUGUCGCCAGACUUUGUGGACCACAUAGAAAAGUCUGACCUCCUACAAGCGACAGUCGAGUUUAUCGACAAGUGGAACCAGUAUCCCAGUCCGGUGUCACGAAUAAGAAAUGUGCUCUUAAUUACAUGGAAGUUAAUCCUCCUAGAAUUCGGUGACCAUGCCCACAUGGAAGAGGUUGACAAAUUUGUGGCUGAAAAGCACGAUAUCAAGAACAAAGAUAGGAAAGAUUUGUCCAAUAACAAGCUCACAUGUUCUCACCUCGAUUACUUCACAUUUAGAGAGAACCUCAUGGACAAGUACCCAUUGUACUCAGAUAAAUUGGCAAAUAGACCUCAGGAACUACAUUCAUCCACGUCAGAUAGAGAGGCGAACUUCAUGGCCGUGAGUACUUAUUCUAACUCUUUGUCAAAUCUCCUUGAGAUGCCCAGGACGAACAAAUCACAUACUGUUCUCGGUCAGUUACCUAUUCAAACCGUCCACAUCGCCACUCCAGUGCCCUCUCCUCCAAGCACUCCUUCGGACUUCAUGUCUGGCGGCGAGAAAAUUAGAAAACUGUACCACGUCAAUCAAGGAAUGCCAUUUGUGUAUCCAUCGGGGGACAACCAAGAAAUUCCCGAAGCAAUUCUUGAGGCGUCAGACCUAUUGGAGAACGCAGUCUACGAGAGUUACUCUAUAAAGCGUUCGUGGGAGGAGAGGCGUCGGUUCAUGGCACAGGAAAGAGGAAACGUCGACCAAUAUUCUGAAGUCGAAAAACCGACCAACAUCGAGGAAGAAAUUUUAAACGCAGAAGAUCCACAGCAUGAAUCGGAGACUCAUACUCUUCGCCGCAUUGAAAAGUUUUAUGCGGCUACACUCACACAUUUGCAUGGGUUGGUGGAGGUAUUACUUGGAGUGAUAAAGAGCAAUAAAUUUGACUUUAAUCUCAAGAACGCAGAGCAGGAGUUUGAUCCCGAUACGGCCUUUUCCAACAGAUUUGGAGGAUCAGGCACUCUGACAAAUAAGGUCCAACUCGCUAUUCUCUAUCAGCUUGAAUUGGUACUGCUGAAAGAAAUAGCACUCAAAGCGAGUUCGGCAAUUCUUAACUUGUUGAUGAAGUGGUUCAAGAUCAGUCAUGUUAUUAAGUAUCAAUAUUUCACCUCAUUGCUCUUUGAUCAGCAGUACUUCAGUGUUUUCGUCGACCUCUUAGGAUGCAGCUUCAACAACACAGAAUUGCAGGAUUCUGAGGAGUUCAAUAAGGGCACAGCGCCAUACGAUAUUCUCACUUCACAGAACAAGCUUAUGAAUCCUGCUAUCAACAUCCCACAGUUUGAAUUUUUCAAUAAUUGCAAUGGAAAGGUCCCAUCCGUGGGGCCCAUUGAAUUAAUUAACAAGACGCCGAUUGGGAAGCUUCCACAUACAACUGACGAAAACAACCAGAAUUUUGUACAUAUUACGAAGUUUAAUGAGAACUUCUGCUUCAUCUUGACCAACCUCUUGAAUGUGACUAAUAAGAUCAUGCUCAAGAACAUAUCGCAGCGGAUCUUCGUCUUCAACGAGACUAAGUGUACGGAUUUGCUUAAGGUGGUGUUGCUCAACUACAUUAAUGAUGAGUUCCGUAUUCCAAUCCUCAAGAUCUUCAAGAAGCUCAUUCCAUACCAAGGUCGCAAGUGGAGAGCCAUCAACAUGGACGUGAUCUCGCUCAUUUACCUUCACUUGAAGCUUUCGCUCAAAGACGACUGGUUAAGCGGCAAGGAUCUUGAGUGUGACUUUAAUAACUCAUUUGACCAGGAAAUCGCAUUGCGGUCACUUCUACAGUUCUACAACAUGCGCAAGUACCCCAGUCAGAUGCUGUACUUGGGAUAUUCGCUUGCCUUCGAUAACAUCCCACAAGUGGAAUAUGACGAGUCACUUUAUAGCUAG